Messenger RNA from Ambispora leptoticha, 138 nucleotides. NCBI's taxonomy places the organism in Eukaryota, Fungi, Glomeromycota, Glomeromycetes, Archaeosporales, Ambisporaceae. The record is from the annotation of a GenBank genome assembly.
AUGGCAAGUCAUUGUGAACUAACCAUUUUUGAACAUGGAAUGAUUGUUGGACUUUCCAAGAGCAAUCAUGGGCCUCUGCUGAUCAUUCUGGGAGAUCACCUGUUUUGUCUAGCCGUGAAGAGCUAUGAGUACAGUUAG